Messenger RNA from Cornus florida, 777 nucleotides. RefSeq lists its product as uncharacterized. NCBI's taxonomy places the organism in Eukaryota, Viridiplantae, Streptophyta, Magnoliopsida, Cornales, Cornaceae. The transcript has a single exon. Bases 1 to 777 code for a protein of 258 amino acids. The record is from RefSeq and is a predicted model, not a curated record.
AUGCUGAUUGCAAAAGGAAAAUUCACUGGGUACAUUCAAGGAUCAGCGGUGGAGCAGAACCGACCGGCUGAGCAAGUUGAAAAAAAUCAGAAGCCGAACUACCAUAACGCUCAGCCUAUUCGGAUAAUAAAUGCAAUUCAUGGCCGGCCUGAGCCGACCGAUGAAUUAGAAGAAUUGCUCCGAACGCGUCUUCGUCAAGCACAAAUGAAGAGGAGAAAAGGCAGUGUAAAUGCUCUGCACCAACAAAACACCUCAGUUCCAAUAAUGUUUGACAGAACGAAUUUAUUGCGAGUUCAGAUCCCUCAUGAAGAUCCCCUGGUCAUUAACUUAAGGGUAGCAAAAUGCUUGAUCCGAAGAGUCUUAAUUGAUCCAGGGAGUAGGGCAAAUGUCAUACCAAGAAUAACAUUUGACCGACUCAAGAUUGAACUAGAAAAGCUCAAACCCACGGGAAAUCAACUGUUGGGAUUCGAUGGGAAGCAGGUAGAGCCUAUUGAUAUGGUGGAGCUGCCGAUGUUUGCUGCUGAGAGAGAAUUGAUGAAGAGCUUCAUGGUCGUUGAAAUUCACCCGUCCUAUAAUCUCUUGAUGGGAAGAAGGUGGAUUCACAGGGUCCAAGGUGUUCCAUCGACUUUGCACCAAGUGAUGAGAUGCUUGAGCCCAGAUGGAAGCAAAGUGAUUAAUAUCCAUGGGGAUCAGGUCGCAGCCAAGGAUUGCUAUUCUGUAACGUUGAAAGCCGUGGGGAAGGGGAAAGCGCCCAUCCGAUCUGAUAGUUCAAGAUAA